AUGGCCCUGUUCGGCCUUUUGUCAACACUGAUCUUUAUCAAAAACAAUCACUUCACGUAUAGAGGACCGAAGCUCCUAGCUUCCAUUACACAAAGCAAAUAUUCGUCACCUGCAGGAACCACCAGAACCUAUGGAUAUCCCAAUUCGACAGGCAGCAACCACUACGCAACGCCAAUUAACAAUACUGCGAAGAAACUCAUUCUGUGGUACUUCUCACCAAGAUAUUUACCGAAUCCCUUGAAAGAUGGAGGCCGUAUCCAAGCCUGCCCAGAAGCAGAAUGUUUGAUGACAAGAGAUCAUGCUCUCUUAAAUCAAAGUAAAGCUGUCAUUUUUUCAGCUGAACAUAUUCGGGGCCUUCCGCCACGUAGGCAGCCGGGGCAAGUGUGGAUCUUCCACAAUAAUGAACCACCGUACCUUUUUGCCCAUGGCAGACCCUUCUUGAAACAACCCUGGUCAUCGGCAUUCAACUGGACGAUGGACUUCAGAAGAAAUUCAGAUAUUUAUAGACCUUAUGCUGUUCUCAGACAAAGAGGACAAAUAGUGCAGAGAAAUUACACGGAAAUUGUCCAGAAAAAGACUGGUCUGGUGGCGUGGAUGGUCAGCAACUGCGACGACUGGAGCGGGAGGCUGGCGUAUGCCCGGGAACUGAAGAAACACAUAGAUGUCGAUAUAUUUGGAUCAUGUGGUAAGAGGUCUUUUCCGAGAGGAGAUAAUGAUAAAUGGAUGCAACACCUCAAUAUUACAUACAAGUUUUAUCUGGGCUUUGAGAACUUACACUGUCUGGAUUACAUCAGCGAGAAGUUCUUCAACAACUUCAACCUUGACCUUGUAACUGUUGUUCGAGGGGGAGGUAACUACGGUCGGGACGCCCCUCCCGGCACCUACAUCAACGCUGAUGAUUUCAAAUCCCCUAAGCAGUUAGCAGAGCAUCUUCUGCACCUAAACAACGACACGGACAAAUACACAGAUAUACUCAGAAAGAAAGACCAAUACUAUUAUGAGGCAGAAGAAUAUCGAUAUAUCGAUGCUCGUGGUGGUGUUUUCAUCGAACAUUAUCAUGAAUCAGAGGCACUCUGUAACCUGUGCCAUCGAUUACAUCGGUCUGAUCAUUUUAAGAAAUCUAUUCCCGAUAUAGGCCCUUGGUUCACUAAAGGCAUAUGCAAAGAAGCAAAGACUGGUAGGCGGUGAUA
Haliotis rubra (blacklip abalone) is the source of this 1190-nucleotide messenger RNA. Its product is annotated as glycoprotein 3-alpha-L-fucosyltransferase A-like. Bases 1 to 1188 code for a protein of 395 amino acids. The record is from RefSeq and is a predicted model, not a curated record. Gene Ontology annotation, molecular function: alpha-(1->3)-fucosyltransferase activity. Gene Ontology annotation, cellular component: membrane. NCBI's taxonomy places the organism in Eukaryota, Metazoa, Mollusca, Gastropoda, Lepetellida, Haliotidae. The transcript has a single exon.